GUGAAGAUAACUAUAGAGGCAUUCAGCCAAAGAUCCUUGGCGCAGACUUAGAUGAUAAAUUAAACUUUAAUAAGCACAUCAGUGAAGUAUGCAAGUGUUCCAGCCAGAAAGUGGGAGUAAUUUUAAGACUCAGAAACCUAAUCCUCACAAAAUCCAAGCUGGACCUCUAUAAAACCUCAGUCCUUCCACAAUUAACCUAUUGUCAUACAGUUUGGUACUUUUGUAAGGCACCAGACAGACGUAAACUAGAAAGAGU
Molecule: messenger RNA, 256 nt
Organism: Paramuricea clavata
Lineage: Eukaryota; Metazoa; Cnidaria; Anthozoa; Malacalcyonacea; Plexauridae
Source: the annotation of a GenBank genome assembly